UUUUAAAAAGGUCCCACCCUCACGGUCUGCCAGAACAGCAACUGAAACCGGGACAGUGUGACAGAAACUGAGACCCUGACACGCGGCUCAACACUCAGCAAGGAAGAAACGUUUCCAUGAAGACCAACAGGCUUUGGAUGAGUCUGUAAGAACGGGAAAGUUUCACAGUCAGUCUUUGUUUCUAGAUAUUUAUAUCAGCGCCGAUAAAAAACGUUUACACAGACACAAGAUGCCAUAGCAGUUAUUAAGUCUUUCCUACAAGAGCAAGUAAAGAAUUUCCCAUCCGGGUUAUUUUUUACCCAGGACAGUUUUGAGAAUUGUUUUGUUGUUGGAGAGGAAGGGGGGAUUUGUGUUUUUUUUCCCCUCCCCUUCCCUGGGGAGGUCUAACAGAUCUUCUAGGGACUUCUUUGCCCAAGCACGCUACGACAGAAUAGACCCUCAUUGUGUUGGUGACUGAGCUGAGCCCUGGACCCUUUGCACGUCUUCUGACUUAAAGACCAUGCUGCACCUAAAGAAAUACUUUACGGAGGGCCUCAUCCAGAUGGCCAUCCUGCUCAGCCUAUGUGGAGUGAGGGUUGAUGUGGGACUGGAGCCCUACCUGCCUCCCUCUUGGCACGAGAUGAUCCUGGGUCCGACCUCUGCGCUGACCCAGACGCAGUUCCACAACCUUCGCAACCGCAUGGAGGAAGCCCACGGCCUGCACCCCAAGAAUGUGGACCUGGAUGGGUUCUUCACGACACGGAGGCUGCUGGGCUGGGUCCGCUCUCUGGACAGACUACAGGUUCCUAAUGCAGAGCUGGAGACGUGGCUGGUCCAGCGGGAGCCAGAUCCUCUCCCUGUGGGAUGUCCAGACCAGCCCUCCCUACGGGAGAGAGCACCUGCUGGGGUAGAGAGAGACCGAACCGCCCCACCUGUGGAAUCCAGAGCCGGACCUGGUACCCUGCAGGAAGAAGAGGAGGAGGAUAAAGAGGAAGCAGUGCAUCAUGUACUUAAUCCAAGUGGUGCUCUGGAUGAGAGAGUGGAGGAUGAGGAGGACAACGAGGAAGACCUGGUCAGGAUGCAUAGGCAUUACAGGAGAACAGAGGAAGGAGGAAGACCAGGUGGUUCCCACGGCCGUGCUAACAACAGAGAGCUAACUCAGAAUGAAAUAGACCAGACUUCUGUCUCCCUACAGGAUUGUUUAAGACUGUUGGAGGAAACCUUUCCCUUUACAGAAGAACAGUUAUGUGAUGUUGGCGGGGGAGAUCUGGAGCAUCAACCCCAGCCCAUGCUGCCCCCAGUUAUCCCCAAUGGAAACCCUUCAUUGGACCUGGAGCUCCACUGGCAGGACUUGGUGGCUAUCAUGGAGCCGGAGAACAGGGGUGUUGACAUGAUGACUUCAUUUGAUGAUACCCAAAAUUUGCGAGCAACUGGGGCCCUUCAUGGUGUUCCACAGCAAAACUGCAACAACCAUGAUGAUGAGAUAGCAGAGGCUGAUCAGGAGGUCCUUCAAAUAGAGACUCCCCGGCAGCAUGGUUUGUUGGGGCCACCAAGACUGUCAGAGGUAGAGCCAACCCAGCUUCCACUCAUCCCCAGUGCAGAGUUGGAUGACUACAGUUCAGCCUUGAACAUAAGGGACACUUUGAAAAACUCUAAUGUGAAUCCCUUGCACAGUCCUCCAGACCACAUGGAUCUGCUUGCAGAAGAUCCUUCAGAAGACUUCUGCCUGGGACUAAAUAUAGAAGAUAAUUCGAAUACCUUUGACGUAAAUCUGCUAACACAAGGUCUUGAAGAUCCCAUGGAACGCAGUCCACAUUCACAGUAUGCUCCCUACCCUGAAAACCCUUUCACCCCAUCUCCGGAGGGAAAUGAUAUGACCCAAGACCUUCUGAUGUCAUCCUCCAGUGUCUUUUUGGUUGAUGAGGAGGAUGUCGAGGAUGAGGAUGAUCUCUUUAGCCCACUGAAUGACCUCUUAGAGGAUGAGAUUAGAUUUUUGGACCUGGCUCUGGAGGAAGGAUUCAGUCCUGUGAUGGCAGCCAGGCUGGAGGAGGAGGGCUACCUUGACUGUAAAACAGCUCAACAGGAAACUGGCAGAGACACAGACUCUAGAAUGGCAAUCACAGAUGAUCAGGGUCAACCAAGAAGACAUCAGCAAGAUGGUGAGAAUGAAGCAGACUCCGACUCUGGUCUUUCUCUGGAUUUCAGCCACAGCCCUGCUUCUCCAUGUGCUUCAGAGGCCUCCUCUUAUUCCUCUUCCUCUUCCUCUUGUGUGUCAGCUGUGGACAGUCCCUUCUAUGAAGACGAGGAUGCUGAUGAAAGCUUUGUUGGUUCAGAUAUGGAAGUGGAGGUGAAAAUAAAGCAGGAGGAGCUGGAAGAGGAGGAGAUGGGGGCAGUAGGAGGAGAGUACCCCGAAGAUGUCACGAAACCCUUUCCUCCCAACUAUGGGGAUCACAAGAUAUUUAACGGCUUUCCUUGGCUGGAGCAUAUUGGCCACGAUCACACAUACAACCAGCCCUGGUCAUCUGCCUCCUCUCCAUCCCUGGGCAAGCUGCCCACCAAACACACCAAAUCCUCCCUGCGACAUGACACCGCCAAGCCUUACCACCAUUCGUCUUCCAGACACAUCACCGAGACUAAAAUGUGGAGCCGAGAUCAACGCCGUGCACAAGCCCUGAAAGUCCCUUUCUCCAAUGAGCUGAUUGUUAACCUCCCAGUGGAGGAGUUUAAUGACCUACUGGCCAAUUACCAACUCAAUGAGGAGCAGCUUACCCUCAUCAGGGACAUAAGACGGCGCGGUAAGAACAAGAUAGCCGCCCAGAACUGCAGGAAGAGGAAACUAGACAUGCUGCUGGGACUUAAAGAUAACGUGUCCAGUUUAAAGCGCUACCGUUCACGGCUGCUCCGAGAGAAACAGGAAGCCCUGAGGAAUCUGCUGGAAAUGAAGCGGCAACUGGGCACGUUGUACGAGGAAGUCUUUUCCAGGCUGAGGGAUGAGGAAGGGAGGCCGCUGGAUGCUAUGGAAUACCUGCUUCAUUUUGAGUCUGAUGGUAGUGUCACGGUGGCUUCACACCAACAAGGGGCAGCGCUGCCAAAACGCAGCAAGAAACAGAGGGACAAGAAGAAGUGAAGAGGCGGACAAGCCAUUACAAAAUGUAAGGAGCGUAAAGAGAACCCUUAACAGGAGUGUGAUCAAAAGCACAAAAGAUGCAGGAAAUACUAUUGCAGUGGGGAAUAAAGGAACACAGAAAUUUGUUAUCUGCUGAUCUGGUAAAAGGUACCAUGAACAGAUAUCCCUGACAGUGAUGUUUUUAUUUAAAGAUGUGGUGAAUGCUUGAAUGGACGGAAGAAACUUACCUUUACUCCAGGAUGUGUUGCUCUCCAUUCUUCAUUAUUACAUGUUCUACACUGGAAAAGGACAGGAGACAACUCAUGUGAAGCUCCAACAACUUGGGUUCUCAAGCUCAAACCACAAUGGUACUACACAGUGGAAUGAGGAUCUGAGGACCUGGGACCAGCGUUUUGAUAUGCUGUACCAAUGCUUAUGCACACUCCUGCUCCUCUUACAUCAGCACCUCAGAGACUUGGAAAUAUUGAGUUGGACAAGCCAGCAGGCUGGAUCCU
Messenger RNA from Micropterus salmoides (largemouth bass), 3600 nucleotides. It is a transcript of the gene nfe2l1a, whose product is annotated as nuclear factor, erythroid 2-like 1a. Gene Ontology annotation, biological process: regulation of transcription by RNA polymerase II. The transcript has 9 exons. The record is from RefSeq and is a predicted model, not a curated record. Gene Ontology annotation, molecular function: RNA polymerase II cis-regulatory region sequence-specific DNA binding; DNA-binding transcription factor activity, RNA polymerase II-specific. Bases 500 to 3106 code for a protein of 868 amino acids. Gene Ontology annotation, cellular component: nucleus. Lineage: Eukaryota; Metazoa; Chordata; Actinopteri; Centrarchiformes; Centrarchidae.